CCCCAGCCUAACAGUUGCGAACCCACCGUGUUGUACGCCUUGUGCCUGCGGAAGGGCUGAGAAUAAAAAUGGAGACGAUCUCCAGGAUCUCUUCGAUGCUGGAAACAGCUCGAGAGCUCACCCUGGAAGCAGCUCAGUCCGCUGCCAUCUCUCGAGGGACGGGAAUUGGCACGUCAUCCCGCGACCUCAGCGUCGCUCAUAUAAAAAAGCUUCUCGACUCGCGCAGUGACCGCGAUGUUUUGGACGGCCUGCGACGCAUUAUCUCUCUCAUGUACCGCUCUGAACCCUCCGUCCCAUUCUUUUCCGCCGUUGUGAAAAACGUCGCCAGCGCGAACCUCGAAGUCAAGAAGUUGGUCUACAUAUAUCUUGUUCAUCAUGCGGAGGCGGAACCCGACCUCGCUCUCUUGUCUAUCAAUGCAAUCCAGAAAUCGCUCACGGACCAAAAUCCUCAGGCCCGGGCUAUGGCGCUCCGCACGAUGGCUAGCAUUAGGGUGCCGGUCAUUAACCAGAUCGUGUCGUUGGCCAUUAAACGUGGCUGCGGUGACAUGAGUCCGCACGUCCGGAAAGCAGCCGCCCUUGCUAUCCCGAAGUGCUAUAGGCUGGAUCCCAGCACCCAGCCGCAACUGAUUGGGUACAUCGAAACACUUCUGGGCGAUACCCAGUAUUUUGUUGCUGGUCCUGCGGUUGCUGCGUUUCUUGAGGUUUGCCCGGAUAGGAUCGAUUUGAUCCAUAAGCAUUACCGGAGCUUAGUCAAGAAACUCGUGGACAUGGAUGAAUGGGGCCAAUUGGCGACUUUGCGUCUUCUGACUUUCUACGCUCGGAAAUGCUUCCCUCUGAAGACACGAAAAGUGCAGAAGAAUCCCACUAAGUCAAAAGGAUUCUAUGACGAUGACGAUGGGGAAGCUAACGAGGGCGAGGGGGAAACGUAUGAUGUCCCAGUUCUGGACCCAGAUCUUGAGCUCUUUUUACGAUCUUGCAGGCUACUUUUGCAGAGUCGUAAUGCCGCAGUUAUCGUCGCUGUCGUUCGAUGUUACUUUUACCUUGCUCCGACGGAAUAUCUUGGUGCUGCCGUUGGUCCUUUGGUCGCUUUGCUUCGAAGCCCCCAAGACAUGCAGCACAUAGCGUUGUACAAUAUUGUUGUCGUCGCUCUACGAUAUCCGAAACCGUUUACGAAAUAUGUGUCGCAUUUCUUGGUGCACGCGUCAGACCCACCUCACAUCUGGCGUCUGAAGCUUGAAGCACUUACGAUACUCUUUCCCCACUGCGGUAAUCACUUUAAAAACUUGAUCAUCAGCGAGCUCGAACAUUUUGCUCAGGGCGCUGAUCCCGACUUAGUACGGGAGAGCGUACGCGCCCUGGGACGUUGUGCACAAGGUGACCCUAAUGCGGCUGAUAAGUGUCUACGUAUCCUACUCAACCAAAUCACAAGCCUUGAUGACACUCUUGUGUCAGAAUCACUGACUGUUAUCCGACAUCUCAUUCAACAUGAUCCGGGCUCGCAUGAGCGGACAGUUAUUCAGUUGGUGAAGUACCUCGGGCUGACCACAAAUCCCGACGCGAGGGCAACCAUUGUAUGGUUGGUUGGCGAAUACGCGGGACUUGAACCUGAGAGGAAUUUUGCACCUGACGUUUUACGGGUUUUGGUACAGAAUUUCGCCGAAGAGUCGGAGGCUGUGAAGCAACAGAUCCUGCUCUUAGGAGCUAAAGUUUAUCUCCACCAUAUUCUACGCAAUCCUGUCAAGGAAGAGUCUGACUCAGAAGAGCCUCUAUCGAAGCCGGUGGAUCAAACCCAGCUGAGGAACGAUUGGGCAGAUGCCGAUGGCGAGAAACAACACGACAGGAAUAGUUUAGAGGAAAAAAAAGAAGCACCUGGGGAAGAAGAUACAAUGACUCUUCUCUGGCGGUAUAUACUACUUCUGGCCAGAUACGACACAUCUUACGACCUCCGGGACCGUGCUCGUCUAUAUAAGGCCCUUCUUUCUUCGCCCUCGUCGACUCAAAUAGCGAAUUUGCUUCUCCUUGCCCCAAAGCCGGUUCCGCAUGCUCCUAGCCCGUCUGAAACCAGGAAAGACCUAUUGAUUGGCUCAUCAACGCUUGUUCUGGGAAACGACGCUGGGAUCCACGGUUUGCAGGGUUACGAAAAUAUACCAGACUGGGUGGAAGCAGGCCACGAGCCGGACCCCAGCCUUCGCGUGUCGGAUGUUAAAGCCGAUAAAACUACCACGGUGGCGACUACUGCAGGUGAGCAGCUUGACAGAGCUCUCAAGGAGCAUGAAGCGAACAUAGCUGCCUCAAGCCGAGCGCACGCGGUUCGCGGGAGAGUAGCCGCUCCUGCUGCAAAGAACAAGACCCUUGAUCAGUGGCUCGAUGAACCCGAGCCCGAAACGGACGAGGAGACUGAGUAUGAAGAGGUAACAGAUUCUGAGGAGGGAGAUGAAGAGUAUUCAACGGAAUACGAAACAGACUCUGAGGCAGGAGAUGAGGACGAGGAAGAGGAAGAGGAAGAAGAGGAGGAAGAAGAAGAAGAAGAAGAAGAAGAAGAAGAGGACGCUGACUCCGAAGAGCGCCGACAAACUCAACAGCUUCUAAGAUAGCAGGCUAGGCGUUUGACGAAGGUGCAUUUUGCUCAAUUUCAGGCUACCUAAGU
Molecule: messenger RNA, 2647 nt
Organism: Aspergillus nidulans FGSC A4
Lineage: Eukaryota; Fungi; Ascomycota; Eurotiomycetes; Eurotiales; Aspergillaceae
Product: AP-3 complex subunit beta
Exons: 3
Coding region: 69-2594 (841 amino acids)
Biological process (GO): intracellular protein transport; vesicle-mediated transport
Cellular component (GO): AP-3 adaptor complex; membrane coat; endomembrane system
Source: RefSeq, a predicted model, not a curated record